AGCGAGAGGGAGGGGAAAGGCGGGAGAGAGAGAGUGAUGAGUGAGCGAUAGAGGGGAGACACCGGGAUAGAGAGAAUGGGAGAGUGAAGGGGGGUAGACAGAGAGAACAAGCCGGCGUAGAGUAGUGUGCUGCGAGGCAAAUCUAACCACGUUGUUCUGUUGUUUUCCCCACCUGGGCUCCCCAGCUCCCUCCACGAUCCGAUGAUUACAGGGCAGCUGAGCAAGCCGCUGCUCUCCCUGCGCAGCGAGAUGAGCGUGGCGGAACUCCGGGCCGAGGACAAAGCGGCCACCCCAGAUAGCGAGCUCAACGACGAGUCCCUGCUCCUGUCCUCCGAGGCCAGGGACAGAGAGGGCAUUCCCAACAAGCUCUAUGGAGCCCGUGAUGGCUCUGUCCAGUCUGAUACCAGCAGCAGCCCGUCAGAACAGAGUCAGCUGGGACAGUGUCACCCAGCCUACCCGGUGGGUCCACAGUCUCUGCUGGUGGCUCAGCAACUAGCCCAGCAGCUGGCCGGGGGGUCUCCAGGCCUGAACCAGCCCAUCCUCAUCCCCUUCAAUACAGGAGGCCACCUGGGAGGCCAGCAGGGGCUGGUGCUCUCGCUGCCCACGGCCAACAUCCAGGGCCUGAUGGCUGCAGCAGCCGCACAGGGCAUCAUGACCCUUCCCCUACAGAACCUGCAAGCUACCUCAUCCCUGAACUCCCAGCUUCAGCACCUGCAGCAGCUUCAACAGAUACAACAGCACCACCAGCAGCAACAACAGCACCAUCACCAACAACAGCAACACCAUCAGCAGCAUCAACACUCCCACAGCCACGUCCACAACCAGCUGUCGUCGCGGGGUCACAUGACCUCGCCCAGCCUACAGCCGUCCUCCGUCUCGGUCCCCUCCCCUGGCUCCGCCUCCUCCACCACCUCCAUGACCGGCUCGGGCCAACCCCCGCUGUCUCCGCCGCUCAGGCAGAACCAAUCACCGGCCCGAAGCCUGCCCUCGCCCGUCACACCGCCCAUGCCACUGCAGUUGAACCCUCUGGCCAGCCAGGCUGCGGUGGCGGCAGCAGCAGCAGCUAUGGGCUCUAUGGCCGGAUCCCAGGUCUUUGGCAACACCCUCUCCAACCUGCAAGCUGGAGUCACGGGGCAACUGGUCACUAAUGCACAAGGACAGAUAAUUGGAACGAUCCCACUUAUGCCCAACUCUGGGGGGCCCUCGAGCCAAUCAGGGGGCGUAAACCCAGCGCUGCAGGUCCAGCCAAUUACACCCCAGCUUCUGACCAACGCCCAGGGCCAGAUCAUCGCCACGGUGAUCGGCAAUCAAAUCCUGCCUGUCAUCAACACCCAGGGAAUCACACUGUCACCAAUCAAGCCUGGACAGCAGCUGCCUCAGGCUCAGCAUGUUCAGACAGGCCCAUUGUCGUCUCAGCCCAACCUGCUCCACAUGCCCCACAGCCAGAGUCCUCUCCGCCAGGCCUCUUCCUCCUCCUCGUCCUCAUCUUCCUCCUCUGCCCUCAGCGUGGGUCAGCUGGUCAGCAACCCCCAGACGGCCGCCAGCGAAGUGGAUGGGGUCAACCUGGAGGAGAUUCGGGAGUUCGCCAAAGCGUUCAAAAUCCGCCGCUUGUCCCUGGGGCUGACCCAGACGCAGGUGGGUCAGGCCCUCAGCGCGGCCGAGGGCCCGGCCUAUAGUCAGUCUGCCAUCUGCAGACACACCAUCCUGAGAAGCCACUUUUUCCUACCACAGGAAGCCCAAGAAAACCCUAUAGGUAGCAGUCUGACAGGCAAACUGAACCCUGGCCUUUUAUAUCCUGCCAGGUUUGAGAAGUUGGACAUCACCCCAAAAAGCGCCCAGAAGAUUAAGCCGGUUCUGGAACGCUGGAUGGCCGAGGCCGAGGCCCGCCACCGGUCCGGCAUGCAGAACCUGACCGAGUUUAUCGGCAGUGAGCCCUCCAAAAAACGCAAGCGGAGGACCUCUUUCACCCCACAAGCGCUGGAGAUCCUCAACAGCCACUUUGAGAAGAACACGCACCCCUCUGGACAGGAAAUGACUGAGAUAGCCGAGAAACUGAACUAUGACCGCGAGGUGGUCCGCGUCUGGUUCUGCAACAAGAGGCAAGCGUUGAAAAACACAAUAAAGCGGUUGAAACAGCCCGGUGACCUGGACCUGGACCUCGGCCCGACCGCGCCCAUGGACCCUCUCUCUGAUUCUCUGGAAGAGCUCCCUAAAUGAACGACCGAAACUAGAGGUAAAGAGGAAGGUUCGAACAACACGGUGGCUCAUGACCCAAAGUAGGAUGAAGACUGAAAGAACAUUCCUCUCCCUUUAUAAAGGCAACUGAAAGGAUAGUUAUGAACAUUUGCAAACAAAAAUAAGUGUUGUCAGUGUGAUUACCACAGUUAUUUAAAUAUUUUGGCAAAAACCAAAUAUAAGGGAAAAAAUAUGUUCACAUUUGAGAGAAAACAUUACAAACCUACAGUGUGCUGUUUCAAAGCAAUCGAAUUCUGGCCUCAUAGACCAGAACAUUGUCCAAAUUUGGGUUCCCAUUAGGGAGAUUUUAGUAAAGAGAUCAUACCAAAAUCAAAGACAAAAACACUAACUACUUACCAAAGUCUGUUGCAUCAGAAUAUUAAGAAUAAUUUUUUAAGUGUAAAUGUGUUCUAAAUUUUUACAUUUGUACUGGCAAAAAAAUCUACGAUAUAUGUGUGAGGUUGGGUGUACAUUUUAUCUUUGUUUCACUUAAUUUUAUUUCCUGGGCUGAUAUGUAAAUAUCUACUAAAUACUGUCUUCAGAUUGAAAUCACAAUGUCAAAGUUCUCUUUGAAAGAUUUGUCGUGUAAAUGCAUUUUUGCUGUGAAACAAUGACAUUGUUGUUUUGUCUCAGAUUCCUUCUCAUCUGCAGCUAUUUUAAGUCACGGUGUUUUUACAGGUAACAACUUUUACAGGUAUUUAUCACUGAUUUUAUGAGAUUGUCUUAUGUUUUGUUGAUGAAGGACAAUAAAACUUAAGGCUGUCCAAACAGUGUGGGUAUACUCAGUACCUUAACCAUAAAGGUUCUGUCUCUGUUCACCAAAAUAUAUAUGUCAUCCACGACGGAAGACGACGUCUUUUCAACCUUAUUUUCCUUUUGUGACAACUGUGACUCUUUUUUUUUUUUUUUUAUACAUACAGAAACAUGCCGUCAAUUCUGUUAUUUCAGGCCUAGUGUUGUGUCAGGGAGAACUUCCCUCAAUGUUAUACUGUGUCAAGUGCUGUUGUAAGUCAUUCUGUUGCCAAAGCCUGAUAGCCAAAGAACACAUUGCUUCAGCUCAAGGACUUGGGGAGAUUUUUUUUUACCUUGGCCCGAUUAAAAGUUUGAGUUAUUUUGAUGUACUUAUACGUGUUCUCUUUUGUUCUUUUUUUCCCUGCGGGGUUUCUUUCAUACACUGAGUUCAACUACUUUACACAAAGGCCAACGGAAUGCCAAAUAAAAUGUUUACUUUCAAAAGAGAACUCUUUGUUAAUUGACAACCCUCUUUGUAUUGCAAUAUAGAAAAUGUGUUGGACUGUGAGGACUUUUCUGCCCAUCCCUUUCUGAAGUGUGUGUCUAGUUUGUUCUAUUUGCCGUAGCAUAGCGUAACAGAAUUGCUCCCGCAUGUUUUCCGAUAACAAGGUUUGGGGUUACAGGAAUCUGAAAACAAGACGACAAAAACCACAAAAGGUAGCCCGAGCUUCAAAUCAUUAAGUACAUUCUUCAGAGUACACUGUCACGGAGAACAAAUUACACAUGUAGAGGAUUUAGCAAUUAUCUCACAUUUUUCUGCCCUUAGAGCAAAAUAUGGAUUACUUUCUUUAAGCAUUCAGCGACUCAUUCUAAUCGAAUCAAUCGGAAGGUUUUCUCAUCUCUGAAUCGUUGUCUUCAGGGGUCACACACUGUUUGCAAAAUGUCAUGCUGUUGUUUUGCGUUUGUUUUCAUUGUCUUUUGCUUUGAGUGGUUCUACAGCGAAGCCUUGACAGACAGUAUAGCCUAAUUAAAAAAGUGUAUUGGAAAAAGUUGUGUGAAACGCAAGACAACCCAAUAGCCCGUCCGCAAGACAUAAUCCAUAUUCAUUUCAACUAACAAAUCAUAGGGUGUUGUUGCUGUGUAGCUGUUAAUAUACAGAUGUAAACAGAAUCUCAUCAUAACGUCGCGCUCACCCCCCCCAUAGGUGCACUUCAAUAUUACCAGGACCCACAUGGAGGAUUCAAGGAAUCAAUAUUGCUACACCGUUGAUGUGUCAAUAAGCUAUACUGCCAAUGUGUUGAACCUCUCCACUGAAUAUUUGCAAACUAGUACAUAUGUGUAAAACCACUUCUCAGAACUCUUAAGAUUUCACAUUGAUGUGAAAUGUUCUUAUUUGACUCGUAUAAAACACUUAAAUAAGGUGAGGGGAGAAUGGCGAGUGUUACAUGACAGGCUCAGUGAACUUAGAUUUUCUGCGGUGUUUUCGUAUUGGUGUGUUUUGUUCAAUGUCUGUUAGUCCCCCUGUGCACUGGUGUUGCCUAGCAACGCAAAGUGCACUUGAUAAUACUUACAAACGCAUAAGGAAAUAGACAUUCAUUGAUAUUGUAGUCUGGACUGUAUGUUCCAGUAGGCUGAGGUUUAAGAGGUACUAUACAUACAAGCUCCCUGACGAGUUCAUUCCAUUUAUUAGUUAUCAUAUACCUUUACAGGAAGUAGUGUUAAACAGUGUCAUACUACACCUUUUUAGAUAUUUAAAGGCAGUAUUACUAAAUAGUGGUCAAUCAUAAUAUACUUUAAGUCAUAUGUGAUUUAAAUCAAUCCAAAGAUUUUUUUGUGUGUUCCCUCCCUGUCUCACCCCACCUCAUUCCAACAUGUAAGAGAAGUGAUGAUGCUGCGGCUGAUGUACAGUAUGGGCAUGUAGUACUGAGGCUCAACAAUGAAGCUGUAACCAAAAACAAAGACAAGGAACGGAUUUAUACCUUCGCUCAAACGUUCGAUGCUGGACCAAAGCUCUAUAGUUAUAUGCACAUUGUACAGAGAAAUGGGUUCAUGUCGCUGACAAUCUUGAAAUACGAAGAGAGUCGAUGAUUAGAUAAGUUGUAGUUCAUUGACAUUUUACCUCAGCACUGUCCUCGUACACUGAGCAAUGCCACGCAAACGCCAUGACAGAAGAAAAUACAGAAGAAUGGCUCCUGUAAUAUGUUUGUAAGUAGUGUUCACUUCUCAUGGGGGGGGGGGGGUUGUGUCUGAACUGAGGUUCUGUAUGCCAUGUGUUUUAUUUUAGUCAAGUGGUUUCCAGGGUAACAUGUACAGGACUUUCUAAACUUUGUUGUCACUUGUUUUUUUUUUCUCUCUCUGUGACUUUGUUACAUGCACUGCUCAGUUACAGUCUUCAAGGUGUGCCCUAUUUCAUAAGGGGCAAAGAAGGCUUUAUAAUUGCACCCAAUUAUGUUUAAAAAAAAUAAAUAAUAAUAAUAAUUUAAAUAAAUGUUUUCAAACGAUAUCCACACAGACUCACACACCAACUGGUUUUGAAAUGUUGUUAGAACUCAAGAACGACCUUGAAACCAAAGCUGAUGAAUCUGCAAAGGUUGCUUUAAAUUUUAUAGACUGAACUUAAUCUAUAGAGCAAUAUCUGUUUGGUCAGUUAUGCAGCACUUUGUGUAUUUCUACAAUUCUUCAAGUCUGUCACAUUUAU
Oncorhynchus nerka (sockeye salmon) is the source of this 5665-nucleotide messenger RNA. RefSeq names its product POU domain, class 6, transcription factor 2. The transcript is spliced from 9 exons. The record is from RefSeq and is a predicted model, not a curated record. NCBI's taxonomy places the organism in Eukaryota, Metazoa, Chordata, Actinopteri, Salmoniformes, Salmonidae. Gene Ontology annotation, biological process: regulation of transcription by RNA polymerase II. The coding region runs from base 202 to 2217 and encodes 671 amino acids. Gene Ontology annotation, molecular function: RNA polymerase II cis-regulatory region sequence-specific DNA binding; DNA-binding transcription factor activity, RNA polymerase II-specific.